Molecule: messenger RNA, 1118 nt
Organism: Quercus robur (English oak)
Lineage: Eukaryota; Viridiplantae; Streptophyta; Magnoliopsida; Fagales; Fagaceae
Exons: 4
Coding region: 99-914 (271 amino acids)
Cellular component (GO): chloroplast thylakoid
Source: RefSeq, a predicted model, not a curated record
CGAAUCAAAACCUCUCAUAAACUCACACUUCCUUAUCUUUUGUUGAAAAAUGUUAACCCCUCUAUUUCUGCCCAAGAAAGUGUAGAUACAGAAACAGCAUGGCUGCCACACUCAGCCUCCUGAAACUCUCAAUUCUUCCUCAAAAACCACCCCAAUCCAAACUGCCAAUUCCCCAAAUCAAACCAACAAAAUUGAAUAUCUCCAGAGACUCAACAACCAACCCACAAAGCCUCUCACAUGAUAUCAUCCAUGUUCUUAAAUCAGCUUCUCUUCCUCUCACAGCACUCACAAUACCUUUCUUUCUUGACCAAAAGGAUGCACUUGCUGUCGGUGGAGAGUUUGGAAUACUGGAGGGAAGGACAUUUGCACUCAUACACCCCAUUGUGAUGGCUAGUUUGUUCUUCUAUACCUUGUGGGCUGGGUAUUUGGGUUGGCAAUGGCGCCGAGUCAGGACGAUACAGAAUGAGAUUACUGAACUCAAAAAGCAAGUGAAGCCUGCCCCAGUUACUCCAGAAGGGACACCAGUGCAGGUGGCACCCUCUCCGGUUGAGCUCCAAAUUCAGCAACUCACUGAGGAACGGAAAGAGCUGCUGAAAGGGUCCUUCAGGGAUAGACACUUCAAUUCAGGGUCAAUACUGCUAGGAUUCGGAGUGUUUGAAUCAAUUUUCGGAGGAGUGAACACAUGGUUUAGGACAGGAAAGCUAUUUCCAGGGCCUCAUUUGUUUGCAGGAGCAGCCAUUACAGCACUAUGGGCAGCAGCUGCGGCUCUUGUACCUGCAAUGCAGAAAGGAAAUGAGACGGCCAGAAAUCUUCACAUAGCAUUGAAUGUGUUGAAUGUUCUGCUCUUUGUGUGGCAGAUCCCCACUGGAAUCGAUAUAGUUUUCAAGGUUUUUGAAUUCACUAAUUGGCCAUGAAUUACAGACCUUGCAAUUGUGAGCUCUCUCGUACUUUCUUUGUUUUUUGGUCACCUGUGUUAUCUGCAACUUCCAAUUUUUUGUUCUUCCCCCUUGUCCCACUCAUGUUUCUUUCUUUUUUUUUUUUUGAGGGGAGUCCCACUCAUGUUUCUAGUAUAUAUCUUAGACCCAACCAUAUAUAAUUAUUUUACGAGGAUUAUUUUA